Messenger RNA from Trichomycterus rosablanca, 3331 nucleotides. RefSeq lists its product as uncharacterized. The record is from RefSeq and is a predicted model, not a curated record. The coding region runs from base 62 to 1486 and encodes 474 amino acids. NCBI's taxonomy places the organism in Eukaryota, Metazoa, Chordata, Actinopteri, Siluriformes, Trichomycteridae. The transcript has 3 exons.
UGAUUUGAAAUGAAUUUUUAAUAAAAGAACUGAAUUAAAUUUCUUCUCCUGGGUGAAUCAGAUGGAGAUCCAGAGAGAAUCCACACCGACGCCUGAGGACGACGACAUGGAGAUCAUCACCAUCUACAUUAACAGAGAAUUCAUGAAGCAGGUCCAGGACUCGCCGGGGAGCGCCAACGUCCGUCUGUCCGAUAGUGUGGACGAGAAGGUUGGGGUCACUAAGUCCACCAUCAGCGUCAUGUCAGAGGAGCUUAAUGUGGCCUCCUCCCUGCUGACCGACUCCGUCCUGGAUGAGGACGAGGUGACCAACGUCCCCCAAAUUAAGGACGAGAAGGUUGGGGACGCUGAGUCCACCAUCAGCAUCAUGUCAAAGGAGCUUAAUGUGGCCUCCUGUCAGCUGACCGACUCCGUCCUGGAUAAGAUCAAGGUGACCAACGUCCCCCAAAAUAAGGACGAGAAGGUCGGGGGUGCUGAGUCCACCAUCAGCAUCAUGUCAAAGGAGCUUAAUGUGGCCUCCUGUCAGCGGACCAACUCUGUCCUGGACGAGAUCAAGGACACUUUUGGUCAAAAGGAGAAGAGUGAGAAAUCCACCAUGACUGACCCGAUACCAGAAAUCGAUCCAACCUGCAGGAAGAUCCUGGUUCAGCCGGUAAAGAAGCUGCCCGCUGAAGCUCCAGCUAAAGAAGCAAUCUGCACUGCAGAAAAGAUGAAGAAGAAGAAGAAGAAGGACCAGAUCCUGGGAUUCUUCAGAAGAUCCUGGCAGACCACGAAGAGGAUCUUCAACAAGAGAUCAAACAUGGAGAUCGUUACCAAGCAGGUCCAGGACUCACUGGGGAGCACCUACGUCCACCUGCCCAAUAGUGUGGAAGAGAAGGUUGGGGUCACUAAGUCCAGCAUCAGCGUCAUGUCAGAGGAGCUUAAUGUGGCCUCCUCCCCGCUGACCGACUCUGUCCUGGAUGAGGAUGAGGUGACCAACGUCCCCCAAAAUAAGGACGAGAAGGUUGGGGGCGCUGAGUCCACCAUCAGCAUCAUGUCAGAAGAGCUUAAUGUGGCCUCCUGUCAGCUGACCGACUCCGUCCUGGAUAAGAUCGAGGUGACCAACGUCCCUCAAAAUAAGGACCAGAAGGUCAGGGGCCCUGAGUCCACCAUCAGCAUCAUGUCAAAGGAGCUUAAUGUGGCCUCCUGUCAGCAGACCAACUCUGUCCUGGACGAGAUCAAGGAUACUUUUGGUCAAAAGGAGAAGAGUGAGAAAUCCACCAUGACUGACCCGAUACCAGAAAUCGAUCCAACCUGCAGGAAGAUCCUGGUUCAGCCGGUAAAGAAGCUGCCCGCUGAAGCUCCAGCUAAAGAAGCAAUCUGCACCGCAGAAAAGAUGAAGAAAAAGAAGAAGAAGAAGAAGGACCAGAUCCUGGGAUUCUUCAGAAGAUCCUGGCAGACCAUGAAGAGGAUCUGCAACAAGAGAUCAAACAAAGUUUCCCCCCUCUAAUUUCCCCACAAUCCCCCAAAUGAUAUUCCCUCCUCAGCUAUAUAGCACAUUCUCAGACAAUUCUCCAUGUAAGAUCAUUUUGGUGAGGAGCAGAAGAUUCAGAACUUAAACCAGCUUUUUCACCUUCAGGACUUCAGCUUUUAUCGACGUGAAAAUGCCGUUCCCUUUACCAUCCGCCUGGCACUGCUGCGUUCUGCCCCAUGUUGGUCCCUCCAGACCUGGACCGGUCCAUCUUGUUCCCUCUUGCUCCCUCUUGCUUCUUGGCUGAGAGCUUCGUGGUUGAGAGCUCCGGUGUACCGGAAUGUUCUCCGGUGCUCUUAGGGUCGGGGUUGUCUUAAACUUCUCUGUGCAGGAUACGAUCGCUGUUCCACAGACUUGGUUCCAUCUUGGUACCAGAAGUCCUCAUGAUACCAGAGUCUGUGGUUCCUGGUAGAGAUGGGAGGAUCGAUCGGCUAUGUAUCGAAAUCGGCCGAUUUUUUAUCAAAAUAUGCGAUCGGCCGAUAUUUCCUAAAUUCAGCAGAUCCGAUCGUGUGAUAUACAAACAUCAUCUCCAUGUUAAGCUUAACAGCUCAGUGGAUUGAUCCAGACAUUGAGCUACAAAGCUCCAACCAUCGUAUCACCAUUCAACAAACAUCGCACUUUACAACCUAAAAUAACAUAAUUAACGUUGUGCAUCAUACAUACGAUGGAAUUUUGCCGAUUGAAAUAUUUACUUUAAAAAGAUAAUUCAACCCGACCCCAUCUAAGUCAAUUCUAUGAGCACAUUAUAUGAACUCGUGGUUCACUUUGGUAAAUCGUAAGCGGUUCUUGCUUUUGAUGUAGAUGAGAGCAGAAAACGUUACAGAGCCAAUCGGAGGCAAAAGUUUAUUAGUUACUAAGUUGGUUAGUUCAGGAUCAUUUGCAGUGACUGACAGAAAACUUUUAGCUCCACAGACAGAACGACUCUGACUCGGUUACCGCUCUGUGGUAAUAGCGGUUUAAUGAAGCUUUUUAAUGUAAGAGAGUCACACAGAAUGUUCUGUAGUAGCUGGUGUUUAUUUAAAACCACGACAUUAAUUAAUUAAUUAAUUAACACGGAGAGAUAACUGAGAAGAGAAACGCUUCGCAUAAAAUGAAUCGACUCGUGAAUCACUUAUAUCAAUACUGCGAACAGAUCGUCUCUCUUAAAGACACACACACACACACACACACGUGGCAGCAUUUGGCACCGGUUUAUCUUCACUGUUUCCCUAUUUCAAGUUUUUUUCAGACUGAACUGGAUAACAUUAAACCUGCGUGUGUGGUCAGUUAGACUAAUGAAAUAUGUCUCCUGUGGGUGAAAAAAUAAAUUGCUUUAGUUUAAAAAGUAAACCCCCCGUCAACCCCCCCCCCAAUCCGAAUCGGCUAUCGGCCUAUCACCCUCAAAGAAGAUUAGAGAUCGAAAUCGGUGCCAAAAACCCUGAUCGGUACAUCUCUAGUUCCGGGUGCUUCUGAGAACUGUUGGUUGCUCGUGGUGGUGGUGUUGGAUUUCAGAAGGAAUUCUGGGACUUUGUGAGCUGAGCUUGAUCAUCUUAGAUGUUGGGCUCCCCCAGUACCAGGAUUCUGGCUUCAACACCUCAAGUGUUGGAUUUCUGAAGGAAUUCUGGGACUUUGUGAGCUGAGCUUCAUCUUCUUAGAUGUUGGGCUCCUCCAGUACCAGGAUUCUGGCUUCAACACCUCAAGUGUGGGAUUUCUGAAGGAAUUCUGGGACUUUGUAAGCUGAGCUUCAUCUUCUUAGAUGUUGGGCUCCUCCAGUACCAGGAUUCUGGCUUAAACACCUCAAGUGUUGGAUUUCUGAAGGAAUUCUGGGACUUUGUGAGCUGAGCU